UUAUUAUCAGAUUAGUAUUAGUAUUGCUAUAUUAGUAUUAGUAUUAGCAAUGGUAAUGGUAAUGAUAAUGAUAAUGGUUACGGUAGUUGUAAUGGAAAUGAUUGGUAUUGGUAUGAGUAUCGGUAUUGGUGUUGGUAUUGAUUGGUAUUGGUAAUGGUAAUGAUAAUGGUAAUAGUAAUGUAACGGUAAUGGUAACGAUGUACUCGCCUUUUGUAUACGAACAUUAAACCUUCGGUAUUUAUUUUUUUUCACUUAUUUUGGCUUAAUUUGUUAUCUACAUAAAAUAUUUUUUUUUUAACUUUGUAUUGCACAUUGAUCUUACUAUUCCGAGAGCUUUUUAAAAUUAAAUAUUUAUUUUUAUGAUAAAUUCCUCGUGCAACGCACGGGUGAAGUACUAGUAUCUAUAAAUAAAUAAUUAGUGACAAAUAUAAAUUAUAUUUUUUGCGCCUCAAGUUUAUCUUGAUUCCUCAUUUAGUCCCUUAUUUUCAUAAAAAAAUAGAUUUAAUCCCUCGUGUUUCAAUAAUUUCACAUUUUUUGUUAUCUCCGUCAAUUUUCCAUUAGCACUAGCUGAAUCAAGCAUGUGUCGUCCAUCACUCUCUUAACAUACGGACCAACGGUAAAAUUAAGUACAUGAUCAAAAGUGUCAAAUUGUUGAAAAAUAAGGGACCGAAUGUGAAUUUUAUAAACAUUGGGAGCCAAAUGUGAAAUCUGUACAAACUUGAGGGACCAAAACUGUUGUUUUACCCCUUUGUAAGAAACAGCCCAAUUAACAAUUACAUAAAAUAAAAUCAGCAAAACAAAAGCCCAAUAAAUGGCCCAUUUUUCUUCAUCUUCUUCACCUACUACCCACCCGUGAGUUGCAGAACUGCGGGCCUGCGGCCAGCAACCAAAUCUUCAACCUCAUAAAUCCUCUCCGAUCAGUACUUCAACCACUACUUUCCUCUCUCUUCCUAUUUUAAUGGGUACCCAAUGGCUUUUCAUUUAAGAAAUUCAAGAAAAUCGCCGCUCUCCGCAUCCACACAGAUCCACAACUUCCUCGCCGGAGAUGGCGGCCGACCGUCACUCAUCGCCGCCGGGUUACGCUCUCCCGUCCACAGAAAAGACACGCCGUUACGAGGGCGGGGAGUUCAAGGAGAGCAAGUUGACGGUAGCUCUCUGCCCGUGUAUUUUCUGCUUAAUUCUUUUACUUGUAGCAACAUCAAUCGUACUCGUUGUCAAAUUCCGUCUGUACUGCCAUACCCCUCUUCACUCUCUCCUAUUCAAAAAAGCUUGCCGUUAGUAUCUUCGUUGUAUCGAUCGAAUAAAAGUAGGCACUUCUGUAGCGAUGUCAAUUCGAUGCAUACCGAUUCCGAAUUCGAGAGCUACAUCGAAAAUGAAUCAGCUUCUGCCGAAUUGGAGGCCGAUUCGAAGGAGGUGGAAAGAGUAUGCAAGGUGAUCGACGAAAUGUUUGCUCUAGAUAGGAACAUGGAGGCCGUUUUAGACGAAUGUGGGAUCAAUCUGAAUCAUAAACUGGUGUUGUGUGUGCUGCAGAGAUUCAAUCAUGCUCGAAAACCCGCAUUUCGGUUCUUCCAUUGGGCUGCAGAUAGGCCUGGAUUCUCUCACGAUUCGACCACUUACAAUGCAAUGAUGAACAUUCUUGGAAAGACCAGACAAUUCGAGACAUUGGUUUCUCUCCUCGAAGAAAUGGGAGAGAAGGGUUUGCUCACGAUGGAGACCUUCACCAUCUGCAUCAAAGUCUUCGCCGCUGCUAAGGAGAGGAAAAAGGCAGUUGCCAUUGUCGAUUUGAUGAAGAAAUAUAAUUUCAAAGUCGGAAUAGAGACCGUUAAUUCUUUGCUCGAUGCAUUGGGUAGGGCCAAGCUUGCAAAAGAAGCUCAAACGUUGUUCGAGAAAUUGGAGCACAAAUGUGCCCCGAAUCUAAAAACAUACACAAUCUUGAUCAACGGUUGGUGCACGGUCAAGAAUUUAAUGGAAGCCGCUAGAAUGUGGAAUGAAAUGAUCGAUAAAGGGUUUAAACCCGAUAUCGUAGCCCACAAUAUAAUGCUCGAAGGGCUUUUGAGUAGCCAUAAAAGAUCCGAUGCAAUCAAGUUGUUCGAGGUAAUGAAAUGUAAGGGCCCACUUCCCAAUGUUAGGAGUUAUUCUGUAUUAAUCAAGAAUCUAUGCAAACACGGCCACUUAAAAGAAGCUAUAGACUAUUUUGACGAGAUGGUCAAUUCUGGAUGCGGGCCCGAUGCUGCGGUGUACACAUGUUUAAUGACAGGUUUUGCGAAUCAAAAGAAGAUGGAUAUAGUUUAUCGGUUAUUAAGCGAGAUGAAGGAGAAAAAUUGCCAGCCCGAUGGCCGAUUGUACAAUGCAUUGAUCAAGAUGAUGGUGAACAGAAGAAUGCCCGACGAAGCGGUGAAGAUAUACAAGAAGAUGGUGCAGAGUGGAGUCGGAGCUUCGGUCCACACUUACAACAUGAUCAUGAAAUCGUACUUUGUCGCAAGAGAUUGCGAAAUGGGGCUUGCGGUUUGGGAGGAGAUGAAGAGGAGAGGGUUCUGUCCGGACGAGAACUCGUACACGGUUCUCGUGGGAGGGCUUGUAAGGCAGGGGAGAUUGAAUGAGAGUUGUGGGUAUUUGGAAGAGAUGAUUGAUAAGGGGAUGCGGGCCCCACGGAUCGAUUAUAAGAAGUUUUCGGCUGGUUUUUAUUGGAGUGGUGGAAGGAAUUGUUUGGAGGAUUUGGCUGAGAAGAUGAAAUUGUCUGGUAAUUCUGAGGCGGCUAAUUUGUCUGGAAAGAGCUUAUAUGAUGUUGAGAAUGGAUAUGGGUGAAGGCAGUGAUUACGGAAGUUGGGAAGCUGAGAGCUACGAGGAUGAGGAUGAGGUUGAUGCAUAUGAUGACGCCAGUGAAGAGGAUUAUGAUGGUUCUGAUGUCGAGGUGGAUGAUGAAGCAGAAGAUGCUUUUGAUGUGCAUGCCCGUGCUGCAGGAUUAGAAAGUGAUAGUCAAAACGACGAAGUCGAUCCAUCUGCUUUUUCGAGUGACGAGGCAUAUGCUAGAGCCUUGCAGGAUGCUGAAGAACGGGAAAUGGCAGCUAGAUUGUUAGCCCUAGCUGGAAUAAAUGAUAUGGUUGUUGGGGAGGAUGA
Erythranthe guttata (spotted monkey flower) is the source of this 3117-nucleotide messenger RNA. RefSeq lists its product as uncharacterized. Lineage: Eukaryota; Viridiplantae; Streptophyta; Magnoliopsida; Lamiales; Phrymaceae. The record is from RefSeq and is a predicted model, not a curated record. Gene Ontology annotation, molecular function: protein binding.